Messenger RNA from Marmota flaviventris (yellow-bellied marmot), 1224 nucleotides. It is a transcript of the gene Cltb, whose product is annotated as clathrin light chain B. Gene Ontology annotation, biological process: clathrin-dependent endocytosis; intracellular protein transport. Gene Ontology annotation, molecular function: structural molecule activity; clathrin heavy chain binding. Lineage: Eukaryota; Metazoa; Chordata; Mammalia; Rodentia; Sciuridae. The record is from RefSeq and is a predicted model, not a curated record. Gene Ontology annotation, cellular component: synaptic vesicle membrane; clathrin coat of trans-Golgi network vesicle; clathrin coat of coated pit.
AGGCGAGCCCCGCCCGGUGGCGGAGAGGAAGUGCGGGGCCGCCGCGCCGAGCCCGUCUCAGCGCAGGCCGGCUCCCCCGGGCGGCUGGGUGACAGUGUUGCGGCCGCCGGGCACAGCGCGGGGCAAGCGCCAGGCAGCCGAGAGCCAGGCGGAGGCUUCAGCAGAGACGCGGGGAAAAUGGCUGAUGACUUUGGCUUCUUCUCGUCGUCAGAGAGCGGGGUCCCUGAGGCGACUGAGGAGGACCCAGCGGCUGCCUUCCUGGCCCAGCAGGAGAGCGAGAUCGCAGGCAUAGAGAAUGACGAGGGCUUCGGGGCACCUGCCGGCAGUCAGGUGGCCUCCGCGCAGCCGAGACCCGCGAGUGGGGCUGGUUCUGAAGACAUGGGGACUACUGUUAAUGGAGACGUGUUUCAGGAAGCUAAUGGCCCCACUGAUGGCUACGCUGCAAUUGCCCAAGUUGACAGGCUGACUCAGGAGCCCGAGAGCAUACGCAAAUGGAGAGAGGAGCAGAAGAAACGGCUGCAAGAGCUAGAUGCUGCCUCUAAGGUGACAGAACAGGAGUGGCGGGAGAAGGCCAAAAGGGACCUGGAAGAGUGGAACCAGCGCCAGAGUGAACAAGUUGAGAAGAACAAGAUCAAUAACAGGGCAUCUGAGGAGGCAUUUGUGAAGGAAUCCAAGGAGGAGACUCCAGGCACAGAGUGGGAGAAGGUGGCCCAGCUCUGUGACUUCAACCCCAAGAGCAGCAAGCAGUGCAAAGAUGUGUCCCGGCUGCGUUCGGUGCUCAUGUCCUUGAAGCAGACGCCGCUGUCCCGCUAGGUGCCUGUCAUAAGCAUGAUCACAAAGCACGGGCCACACCAGGGCAGAGGAGCAGCAGCUGCUUUGGCCAGGGUGGAAACUUCCUCUGGCAGCUGCUACACACAGCCUAUUCCGUUCCUCUCCAUCUCCCGGGGCUGAGAAAGGGGACCCUGACCCCUUUGGUCCCUUGCUCUCUCCUGGCCCUAUGGUCCAGCCCCUCAUGGCUCCUCCUCAGUCCACUCAGUUGUGACUGUCCCUCUUGAUGUAUUUUUUUUUCUUGCUUAAAGGGUGUGUUGUUAACUCUUUUUACACCUAUUUAUUAUCAUCCUCAUUUCCCUGGAAGCCACAACUGGUGUCAGGGUUCAGUUUGUGCUUAGAACUUUUCCAGCUUCAUGGCCUUGGAAGAAGGUAAAGAAUACAUGAAAAGAACAA